Lodderomyces theae is the source of this 1581-nucleotide messenger RNA. RefSeq lists its product as uncharacterized. The record is from RefSeq and is a predicted model, not a curated record. Bases 1 to 1581 code for a protein of 526 amino acids. Lineage: Eukaryota; Fungi; Ascomycota; Pichiomycetes; Serinales; Debaryomycetaceae. The transcript has a single exon.
AUGUCCACACUAACAUUGAACAUUACAUACCAAGGACACCCCAAGAGGUUCACCGUUAGCAAAUCACAAACUAUAUCCCAAUUUAUAACCCAAUGUUUGACGAGCUAUAACGUCGACUGCAAUACAUUCAGUGCUGAAUUAUAUCACAACAACAAGGCAUUAGAUUCAGCAUCGCCCUUCAGAUUGACAAACCUUCUGAACAAUGCUAAACUUACACUAAAAGUGAAGAAACUUGAUCUCGAUAAAGAAAUUAAUGUCAAGUUUAUAAGUGAAAAGGGCACGGUAGUGAGGAAAUUCACAAUCGGGGUCACAUUGGAGGAACUUGUUGAGCAAGUAGUGGGCCAAUUGCAGAAACCAACGCAGUUGAGAAUAUUGGAUUUGGUGAUUGGUUAUGAAAAGUACACUGCUACCACAUUGGUGUCGGUUGUUGGGAAUGCCAAUAGUGUUGUUAUUCGAUUAGAGUAUCCGAAGCUGACGAAUGAGAAGGAUGCAUUGUUUAAGAAGCAGCAGGAGGCUAAUCGAUUGCAGUUGGCAGAGACUCAAAGACGCCAAGAAUUGGAAAGGCAAAAGCGCAUACAGGAGGAGGAAAAAGAGAGGGAAAGAAAAAGAAUUGAGAGAGAGAGUCAACUGAAUGCAAGGGGAAAUGGUGUGACGGAGUCUGCUCAAGAGGAAGAUGCGCAGAUGAAAGAUGUUGAAGAGGAAACGCCUUCAACGGGUGCUGAGUCGGUGUCCAAACCAAGCACAGGAGAAAAGGCAGUGGGAGUAGUUGGAGUUACUUCUGCAGGUGAAGGCAAUAGCGACAAUUUUGUCUAUCUAGAAGAAGAAGAAGAAGAAGAAGAAGAGCCCAUUGAUGAAACUCCCAAGUUGUAUGUACCAUCAAACAAACCACAGCCUACAUACCAAAACCCCGAUGAAGAUUACAACAUGACAAUAGAUCAAGCCAAGACUUAUCAAAAUGUGAUUCGCAAUUCAGCAAAGAGAGUUAAAAAGAUAGAGGGAAACAACAAAAGCAAACCUUCCAAGUAUUUUAUACGUGUCAAGUUCCCCGAUGGGGCCAUGUUGCAAAUCAAUUUCAUUGAAAAUGUUGAAGAUGUCAAAUUUGGUAAUUUAGUUAAACGAAUUGAUGAAUUAUUGAUCAAGGAGUAUAUUGAUAAUUAUAAUUUGAAAAUUGGGUAUCCUCCAUUCACGAAAUUGAAUCAAUCGUUUGCUUUGAAUAAUGAGAAAUUGCACAAUUUGGAACAUUUCCAACUGGAACAAGUUGUAUUGAUAUGGGAGUUGAGUAAAGAUAACGAUGCUGCUGCAACCAAUGGGGCUACUAAAUAUAAUCAAAGGGGUCCAUUUUUGAAUAAUGAGUCUAAAGAUUUGGUUAUUAAACCAAGUGAUGAAUUACCAGCGAUAAAGUUGGAAAAACAUCGGAAGGAAUUGAAAGAAGGCGAUUCAUCAUCAUCAUCAUCAUUACCAUCGUCUAAUAAAUCAGGUGGAGGAGGAUUAUUCAAAUCGAAAUCAAAGAGUAAAGAAGGUGAUGCAGAGAAAGAUGAAAAGAAAUCCAAAUUACCCAAAUGGUUGAAAAUGAAAAAGUGA